Miscanthus lutarioriparius is the source of this 3003-nucleotide messenger RNA. Lineage: Eukaryota; Viridiplantae; Streptophyta; Magnoliopsida; Poales; Poaceae. The record is from the annotation of a GenBank genome assembly.
AUGCUGCUCGUUCUCCUACGAAUCCACACCAUAUACAUGCUUGCUGUGACGACGACAUACACGAACUGUAUGUGCAUACCCCCGGCUCCCUGCCUGCUGGAGCAGGCCUCCUCGCUUCUCCGUCUGAAGCACUCCUUCAACACAACUGGCGGCGAUUCCGCCACCUUCCAGUCAUGGAUCGCCGGCACGGACUGCUGCAGCUGGGAUGGCGUCGGCUGUGGCAGUGCAGACGGCCGUGUAACCUCCCUCGACUUGGGUGGCCGUCAGCUGCAAGCCAGUGGCCUCGAACCGGCACUGUUCAGCCUGACCUCACUCAAUCAUCUCAACCUCUCCGGCAACGACUUCAGCAUGGCCCAUCUCCCUGCUACUGGCUUCGAGCAGCUCAUUGAGCUAAGCUACCUCGACCUCUCUGAUACCAACUUGGCUGGUUCUGUGCCAGCUGGCAUCGGUCGCCUCAAGAACCUGGUUUAUCUUGAUCUCUCCACAAGCUUCUAUAUUGUUGAUUUUGACAAUGAAAACAGGGCCAUCUUCUACGACUCAGAUUCCAUUUGGCAGCUUUCAGUGCCAAACUUGGACAUUUUGCUGGCUGAGCUCACAAACCUGGAGGAGCUCCAUUUGGGCAUGGUGAAUCUGUCCGGCAAUGGACCACAAUGGUGCAACGAUUUGGCCAGAUUUACUCCUAACCUUCAGGUUCUCAGUUUACCAUACUGCUCGCUGUCAGGUUCCAUAUGUAAAUCGAUCUCGGACUUGCAGUCUCUCAGAGUGAUGGAUCUUCAUUACAAUCACUUGUCUGGUCCAGUGCCAGAGUUCUUGGCUGGCUUCUCCAACCUAACAGUUCUUCAGCUUUCGACAAAUAAGUUUGAAGGAUGGUUCCCUCCCAUCAUCUUCCGACACAAGAAGUUACAAACACUAGACAUCUCUGUAAAUCUUGGCAUCUCUGGUGUUCUGCCAACUUUCACGCAGGACAGCAGCUUGGAGAAUCUGUUUGUCAACCACACAAACUUCUCAGGUACAAUUCCAAGUUCCAUAAGCAACCUCAAGUCUCUAAAGAUGUUGGGCCUUGGUGCACGUGGCUUUUAUGGAGUACUGCCCUCUUCGAUAGGUGAGCUCAAAUCCUUGGAAUGGCUUGAGUUGUCUGGGUUACAACUAGUAGGGUCCAUGCCGCCGUGGAUCUCAAACCUGACUUCUCUCAGAGUUCUCAAAUUCUUUUACUGUGGACUAUCUGGACGGAUACCUUCUUGGAUAGGAAACUUGAGGCAAUUGACAAAAUUAGCUCUGUACAGUUGCAACUUCCAUGGAGAGAUACCUCCACACAUCUCAAAUUUGACUCAAUUACAGACUCUCCUAGUCCACUCAAACAAUUUUCUAGGCAAAGUGCAACUAUCUACUGUGUUCUCAAAUAUGAAAAAUCUAACUGUCUUGAAUCUCUCAAACAAUGAACUGCAUGUGGUAGAUGGAGAAAAUAGUUCUUCAUUGGUGUCCUUCCCUAAAAUCGAAUUCCUGCGUUUAGCAUCUUGCAGAAUGUCUAGUUUCCCCAGCAUAUUGAGGCAUCUCCAUGGCAUCACUGGCCUUGACCUCUCAGACAACCAGAUCCAUGGGCCAAUACCUCGGUGGGCAUGGGAGAAUUGGAACGGCUCUUACAUCUACCUCUUGAAUAUAUCACAUAAUAUGUUUACAGAUAUUGGUUCUGACCCUUUGCUUCCUGUUCACAUACAAUUCUUUGAUGUCAGUUUCAACAAUUUGGAGGGGCCUAUGCCUAUACCACAACAUGGCAGUGUCACAUUAGAUUACUCAAACAACCAGUUUUCAUCCUUGCCUCUUAAUUUCUCUAGCUAUCUCAUUGGUACUCUCCUUUUUAAGGCUUCCAAAAACAGACUCUCUGGAAACAUUCCGCCGUCAAUUAGUAGUGCAGUUAGGACUCUACAACUCAUUGAUCUAUCUAAUAACAACUUAACUGGUUCAAUCCCAUCUUGUUUGAUGAAGGAUGUCAGCACACUGCAAGUAUUAAAUCUAAGAGAAAAUAAACUUGCUGGAGAGUUACCUGAUAGCAUUAACAAAGGCUGUGCACUCGAGGCGUUGGAUUUAAGUGGCAAUUGGAUUGAAGGCAAAAUACCAAGAUCUCUAGUUGCUUGCAGGAAUCUAGAGAUACUUGACAUUGGAAGCAAUCAGAUAAGUGACUCUUUCCCAUGUUGGAUGAGCACACUUCCUAAACUUCAAGUUCUUGUCCUCAAAUCUAACAAGUUCACUGGACAGCUGCUAGAUCCAUCAUAUGAUACAGUAGACAGAAACAAAUGUGCAUUUACAGAACUGCGAAUUGCCGAUAUCUCUUCAAACAACUUCACCGGAACAUUGCCAGUAGGAUGGUUUAAGAUGCUCAAGUCUAUGACGACCAGAUCUGAUAACGAGACAUUAGUCAUGCAAAAUCAAUAUUACCAUGGGCAAACAUACCAUUUUACAGCGGCAAUAACAUACAAAGGGAAUUACAUGACCAACUUGAAUAUAUUGAGGACCCUUGUGCUGAUUGAUAUCUCAGAUAAUGCAUUCUGCGGUACCAUCCCUGAGUCCAUUGGGGAACUUGUGCUCCUUCUCGGGCUCAACAUGUCUCAUAAUGUUCUAGAAGGGCCAAUUCCAGCUCAAUUUGGCAGCUUAAAGCAACUCGAAUCAUUGGACCUCUCCUCAAAUGAGCUUUCUGGUGAGAUCCCAGAGGAGCUAGCAUCACUGAACUUCCUUUCGACUUUGAAUCUGUCCUACAACAUGUUGGCUGGACGAAUACCAGAGUCAUCUCAGUUCUCCACAUUUUCCAACAUCUCUUUUCUUGGGAACAUUGGGUUGUGUGGACCUCCAGUGUCCAAACAAUGCAGCAAUACAACAGAAACAAGCUUGCCACAUGCUUCAGAGAAGGACUUUGAGGAUGUCUUGCUCUUCAUGUUCACUGCGUUGGGAUUUGGCAUCUUCUUUUCAAUUACAGUCAUAGUGAUAUGGGGAAGACACAGCAGAAAGUGA